AUGGCCGGCGCCGGCAGGAAGAAGCAGGUUCGCUUCGCCCGGCCGGAGGCGGAGGACACGCUGCGGGGCGGUGAGGGCCCGGCGGCGGCGGCGGAGCCGGAGCCGGAGCCGAGUCUGCUCCCGCAGCGCGCGCCGCGGCCUGAGGUGAUCGUAGCCGGCGGCGGCGGCGGCAGCGGCAGGCGCCGGGGCGGGGAGGGAGCGGCGCUGCUGCUGCGAUGGUGCAUCUCCGGGGUGCUGUGCUCGGGCUUCCUGGGCCUGGGUAUGAGCAUUGCUGUCCUGGGACCUACAUUUCAAGAUUUGGCUGCAAAUGUGAAUAAAAAUGUCAGUGAUAUUUACUACAUUUUCGUGGGUCGUUCUUUGGGAUACCUUGGUGGUUCAGUGAUUGGAGGGAUUAUCUUUGACUGCAUGAACCCUCAUCUCCUCUUGGGGUUAACCAUGCUGGGAACAGCAGUUGGUCUUCAUGCCAUACCAUGGUGUAAGAAAGCACUAUUGUUAACUGCCCUGAUGUCAGUCAUUGGGACUUCCAUGGGUGUUCUAGACACAGGUGGAAAUGUCCUUGCAUUGAAUACAUGGGGAACAGACGCUGGACCACAUAUGCAGGCCUUACACUUCAGUUUUGCACUGGGUGCCCUUGUGGCCCCAAUCCUGGCAAAAAUGGCAUUGGGCAGCUUCAUAUCUCCUAAAGUCCAAAUGGAAGAUGAAAAGACAAACCACUCUGUUCCGAGUGAUAUACCUAAUGCACUGUCUGGAUCAGCAAUGACGCUGCAUUCUAAUAUGAGCUUUACGUGGUCCUAUAUUUUCAUAGGGACCUAUAUUUUGAUAGUUUCUUUGUUGUUUGUUGUUCUGUAUUCAAGGACCGGCUCAGUGCGAGAUAAAGCAAAAGCUUCUCUGCAGAAAUGCCAAAUUGCCAAAUAUCACUGUGCCCUUCUCAUUCUCCUUUUCCUUUUCUUCUUUUGCUAUGUAGGAGCAGAGGUCACCUAUGGCUCUUACAUUUUCAGUUAUGCAAAGGUUUAUGCAGACAUGAAAAAAAGUGAAGCAGCUGGUUUGAACUCCCUUUUUUGGGGAGCAUUUGCAGCUUGCAGAGGACUGGCAAUCUGUUUUGCUACCUGUUUAUACCCUGGUACUAUGAUUCUGCUGAGUGUCAUAGGUUCCACUGUCUCUUCUCUGUUCCUGGCACUGUUCAGUAAGCAUCCAGUUUCGCUCUGGGUUGGAACAGCAGUGUAUGGUGCUUCAAUGGCUACCAUCUUUCCCAGUGGCAUUUCCUGGAUUGAACAGUACACCACCAUACAAGGAAAGUCUGCUUCUCUCCUUAUAGUUGGUGCUGCCUUGGGGGAGAUGUGCAUUCCAGCAGUGGUUGGGUUUCUUGAAGGAAAAUUUCACAAUGUCCCUGUGAUGAUGUAUGCUGCAUUGGGAGCAUCUGUAAUGACAGCCGUACUAUUUCCUGUGAUGUAUAAAUUAGCCACUUCUCCCAGUGAGAGUAAGUUAAAAGAUGGUGGUGGGAACGAGGACCAGAAAGCUUUGUUGUCCAACUUUGAAUUUAAUGAAGAUGAGGAAGAUGAAGAGGAUGCAGGAGAAUGGAAUGAAGCAGACUUUGAAGUAAUUGAAAUGAAUGAUACAGUGAGAGAGUCUGUGGUAGAGACAUCUCAAAAGAUCCCAGGGGAGUCUCCAGCUAAAGUGUCCUUGCAGCCACCUUCAAACAUAUUUAAUUCUUCUCCAGUGAUUGCUCUUAGCUCCCCAGGGAGAAAGCAAUUCAAUAGAGACAGAGAGAAGAAUGAUUAAAGUAAAAGCUAGGCUGCUUACUUGAAAUGACUGCCUGGCUUCUGUAAGGUAGUAAUCACAAUCAAAUAAGCUGUUUUUGUAAAGAGAUUCAGAAUUUUAAUAAUGGUACAAAGCCAAGUGUUUCAGCCUCUGUGCUUGCCAAAUCCCAGUUUAUGCUUUUUUAUUUUAGUCUGCAACCGUGCAUCCUUCAGUGUCAAAGAAUGUGUAUGUUGGACACACCAAAGAGGGAGUCUGUGGUAAUACGAUCAGGUGUUUGUGUCAUGGAACUAAAAGUAAUUUAGACUAAACAUAUGGGAAACAUUUCUUAAAUGUGUGGCUGUAAACAGUUUCUCGAAGAAAGUGGUGGGCACCCUAAUGUAACUUCAAGUGAGAUUGUUCGGAGUAUUUUAAACAUAUUUUUAGAACAAUUCUUCAUUGGCAUCAGAAAUGAGAGAAGAAUAUUGAACUUCUUGAAUCUAGUGAAGGGGAUAUUCCAUGGCACUUAGUUUAGUAUGUAACAUAAACCAGGAAAUUGAGUUAAACAACAAGCUGUCGGUUGUGUCCUUGUCCUUUCGAGAAAGUGGAAAAGUUGAUAGCUCAACAGCUUUAGUUAAUGGAUGUAUUGUUGAUCUUGACUGGGAAUUGCCUGGCUCUGUCAUUUUCAUGUAAUGUUGUGUAAAUAUAGAUUUCUGUGUUUAGUUCAUUUUAAAUAAUGGAAACAUCAAAUGUGUUGCACUAGAAUAAAAUAUUUAUUUAGGGAGGUUUUUAAAAAUGUGUAUUAUGUACUCUUUCCAAGUAUCUGGCAAGCCAUCUUGCUUUGAAGAACAAAAUGGUUUAUCAAACAUCUGCUGCAUAUUUUUUAUUUUGAGAGGAUGGAGAGAGAGGACAAGGGAGUUUUU
Messenger RNA from Dermochelys coriacea (leatherback sea turtle), 2657 nucleotides. It is a transcript of the gene SLC60A2, whose product is annotated as major facilitator superfamily domain containing 4B. The transcript has 4 exons. NCBI's taxonomy places the organism in Eukaryota, Metazoa, Chordata, Testudines, Dermochelyidae. The record is from RefSeq and is a predicted model, not a curated record. Bases 1 to 1779 code for a protein of 592 amino acids.